AAUGUCGACGUAGCCAAAUUCAAACAGAGAACAUAGAAAGUUACUUACCACUGAGCAUUAACACCUUAGCAGGAAAAAAGGCUAGACCAUCUUUCUUUUUUUUGCCUUUGUCCCACUUUACAUUUAUCCAUCCAUCUUCAUCAUCUAGUCUGGGGCACUGUGUGAUCAUUUCCGAAGAUGUACAUUGCUGGUCUUCAGUAGUCAUCCAGUCAAUUUUCCCAACUUCCACGGACUUGUCCUUGAAGUAGUAUAUGGCAAAUGCCAUUGUGACGCAGAAUAACUGUUCGUGUGUGCCAACCGCCGAAGAUUCUCCCUCCAAAGAUGCUCAACCGUCUAAUUGCGCGCGAACAGGUCAAAUGACCUUGCUCUCGCGAGAUGUGCGGGACUGCGACGAAAACAAUUGUGGGAAGCAUGAAAAACGCGCGAGAUUCUCUCUGCAUCGCUAGCUGCUGUGUAACAGAGGCGAGAAAAUGGCGAAACGUUCAGGACGGUACAAACGAUACUUGGAGAACGAUACAGAAAUAAUCCCAAGGCGAACCAAGUUCAGAUGGAAUGCAAAAGUAAGUAACAUUUAUUAUUGAUAUACAGACAUUAAAAUACUACACACAUGACUUUAGACAGACAUAAUAAAUUAAAAUUUGUUAUUUAUGACGUGCUGCACAGCAUAAGUUAUAAUUACCAUUAUUUCUUAUUAUUUAAUCAGUAAUAUUAACCUUGGGGAAAGAAAUUACUAUAUUUUUUCCCUAACAUUCUGUCUUUCCUUGUCUACAAGUAGAACUACAAUGAAAAUGGUCCAAGAAAUACUGGAGGUGACAGUAACACUUCCAACAGUGAAAAUGAAAAAAUGGGCAAUGAGCACUUCGAGAAGGACAUUCAAGAGCCUUUAGACAUUGAGGAUGACGGAGUAAACACAGAAGAUGAUCUGGUUAAUGCAUCCAGCAGUGAAGUGGACAAUGAAAACUCCACAACUAGCCUUAUGGGUACUGACAUUCAAGAGAACAACAUUGAAGAUGACAUGAGCAAUGCAUCCAACAGUGAAGAUGAUGAUGGUGCAGUGGACAAUGAAAACUCCUCCACAAGUAGCCUGUUUGGUGCUGACAUUCAAGAGUAUGAGGAAGACCUGUCAGAUUCUGAAGGAAGUAUGCUUCAUGCUACCAGGAGUGAAGCUGGAAAUGAUGGGGACAGUGAAAACAUGAUGGAGGACAAUACUGGUGGAGGAAGCACCUCAGAAUUUUCAGUGGACAACGAAGAUAGAGCUGAUGCUGGUGACAAGCCCUUGUAUCCUGGGGCACAUCUUUCUAAAGGAGAAAGUAUAUUGAUGCUGAUGUCCUAUUUGUUACGACAUAAUUUAACCGGUGAAGCAUUUACUCACUUACUGGAAAUGUUUAACAUAAUGUUUCCAGGUCUUAUCCCAUCUUCAUAUUACCUUUUCCACAAAGAAUUUGGAAGUUCAUCCAAAUUUGAAGUUCACUUUUAUUGUGAAAGCUGUUCAAAAUACCUUGGCAUUAGAGCAGAGUGUCCCUUUCAGUGUGACUCUUGCAACACAGUAUUUGAUGCCAGUGCAAAUCUAAAGAAUGGUUUUUAUUUUCUUGUGUUGCCCCUGUAUGCCCAAAUUCAGCAACUUCUGCAAGAACACAGUGUCAGUCUUAAUGAAAAAACUAGAACCUCUGGGGUUCUCUCUGACAUACAGUCUGGUGAAGAGUAUCAAAAGUUACAUGACAGUGGAGUUCUUGGAAAAGAUGACUUGACACUAAUUUGGAAUUGUGAUGGUGCACCAGUGUUCAAAAGUUCUAAAUGCAGUAUUUGGCCUAUUCAGUGUCAGGUAAUUGAACUGAAACCAGAAGUGAGAAAAAAGCACAUUUUGAUGUCAGCGUUAUGGUUUGGACCAAGUAAACCGUCCAUGUUAACAUUACUAACACCCUUUGUUAAAGAAGCCUCUUUAUUAGAGACUGCAGGUAUCGAGUGGCAAGACAUACAGGGGAACUGUCAUGUUUCUAAAGUGUUUGUGCUGGUUUGUAGCUCUGAUUCGAUGGCUCGUCCAUUGCUUCGUAACACGAAGCAGUUCAAUGGUUUUUAUGGUUGUGAUUUUUGUUAUCACAAAGGUGGUAAAUCCUAUCCAUAUGAUCGACCUGAACCCCCGCUUCGAAAUGAGAGAGAUCAUUUUAGUCAUGCGAUGUCAGCUUCAGAUAAUGAGCCAGUGUUUGGCGUCAAAGGGCCAUCUCCAUUAAUGAAGCUUUGCCACUUCCAAAUGAUAAAUGGUUUCAUUCCUGAAUAUCAACAUAAUGUGUGUCUUGGAGUCACUCGGCAACUGUCCACACUGUGGUUUGAUACGGCAAACAGUGAAGCUGCCUGGUACAUUGGCAAACAGAUCAAAGAGGUUGAUUUGCGACUUGUAAAAAUAAAACCUCCUGUUGAGAUAACCAGGACACCAAGGUCAAUGAGUGAACGGAAGUUCUGGAAAGCUUCAGAAUGGCGAGCAUUUCUUCUUUUCUAUGCUCUGCCUGUCUUGAAAGGCAUACUCCCUGCCAGAUUUUGGAAUCAUUUGUUCCUUUUGGUGUUUGGCAUAUAUACAUUGCUUCAGGAUAAGAUCAAAACUAGAAGCGUCUUGAUGUCAGAACUGGCUCUUAAAAAAUUUGUCAUUGAAUUUCAAAGAUUGUAUGGGAAACAUCACAUGACUUUCAACAUACACUUACUCACACAUGUUACACAAAUUGGAAGGGGGCUGUAA
This is a messenger RNA of Trichomycterus rosablanca, 2728 nucleotides long. RefSeq lists its product as uncharacterized. The record is from RefSeq and is a predicted model, not a curated record. Lineage: Eukaryota; Metazoa; Chordata; Actinopteri; Siluriformes; Trichomycteridae. Bases 845 to 2728 code for a protein of 627 amino acids. The transcript has 6 exons.